Molecule: messenger RNA, 1075 nt
Organism: Vanessa tameamea
Lineage: Eukaryota; Metazoa; Arthropoda; Insecta; Lepidoptera; Nymphalidae
Product: low density lipoprotein receptor adapter protein 1-like
Exons: 6
Coding region: 138-782 (214 amino acids)
Source: RefSeq, a predicted model, not a curated record
AAGGGUUGGUCGCAGCUCAGUUGCAGUUAUCUGUAGACCACGCGCGGGAAAAGUUGCGUACCAUCGUUUUUUAAAAUUCGAACUAUAUUCAGACUAUUUUUUAAUUUGCCUUAAGCGGGUAUAAUAAAGAAAAUAACAUGACGACGCUUUUAAGAAAAAUGUGGAGGAACCAUUCGAAACACAAAAAAUUAUGCGAGGAGUGGGCCCUAGCGGAGUGCGAGGGAGAGGGCUGGUGGAGGGAAGCUCGUGACGGGAGAGGCAAUUCCGAAGUCCGUUACGCGGGUAUGGCUCCUGUAGAACGGGCUGCUUCGGCACCCGCAACUGCCCUCGCUGUAAGAUCAGCCUUACACACGGCCAAGACUGUAAAUAAAAAGCUACAGCGAGUGAAUCUGGACAUCAGUUCCAAGGGCAUUCUAGUGACCGACGCAGAAUCACAAGAAAACGUGCUCAGUGUCUCAAUUUACAGGAUCUCAUACUGUUCGGCGGACGCGGCGAACGCGCGCGUGUUCGCUGUGGUGGAGGGCAAGAGCGCGGGCGGCGACGACACGCACGUCGUGCACGUGUUCGUGUGCGCGCGGCGGAGGCACGCCCGGGCGCUCGCUUUGUCGCUGGCGCACGCUUUCAACGAUGCGUACCAGGCAUGGCAAGCAAAUCAAGCUGCUUCCUUGAAAUCGGGUGGUAAACGACUAGUUACUCCAUGGGUGCACUUUCCCGAUGAGUCCGAGGAAGAAAGCGACGGCGAACAAUGGAACUCUCCCGCUCCGCUUGUGACUUUCGCCUAAGCCUAUUUAAGAACAUAUUUAGAUAUUAAAAAAAAGUAUACUUAUAAACGUAUUUGUAGAAUUACUUACUAUUAUUCGAUAUGAUAAUGAUUGAUAAGUUGGUUUUAUAUAUUUUUUAUAAAUAUCAACAUCGAAGUUAAAUAACUUUAAAACAAAAUGAAGGCUGGGCUACUAUAUAUAUAAAUACUUUUAUAUUUAAGGAAUACUAUAAACAUAAUAUUUACUAUAUAUUUAUAUUAGCUAUAAUUACAGAAAAUCAAUUAUAAGAUCUUUUAAAAAAAAAAAAUAUACUA